UAGCAACUGAUUAGGCGUUACCAGACUCGGCUGCAAAUUCAUGAGUGCGCUUUUCUUCUCGGAGACGGCCCCGUCCAGUCAAGAGACGGAGAACCAGCCACUGUGAUGGGCCAUGGGGGAAUAGUUUAUGAAGGACGAUAAACCAGAUGUCUUUUUCCAUCUGUUUGAGUUGGUGUAGUGGAGCUGGACGCACCGACCUGAAGAACAUCGCUUCUCUGGUGCUGCUGUUGUUGCGUUACGUUACCCAGCAGCAGACAACAUGGCUGAGGAUGACUGCGAGUGGGUUGUAGAGAGCAUCGUCGGCUACCUGGGAAGUCCCGAAUGGCUCAUUCCUGUCACGGACUUUAUGGAAAACAAAUGCACAGUUUUUGAUGACGAAGAUGAAAAUAAGUUAUCAUACACAGAAAUCCAUCUGCAGUAUAAGAAAUUGGUGGAGAAGCUGUUAGAUAAUUACAUGCAGGAGGUUGGCAUUAAUGAGCAGCAGUUUCUGGAGGCCUGCACCUCUCCUUUUGCCAAGUCCAAAACUCUGCAGUCGGUGUUCCAGCCUGUUCUGGCUGCAGAUGACUUUCAGCUGUUUCGCUCACUGAUGGUCCACAAGAAUAUGGAGCUGCAGCUUCAAGCCCUCAGAGUCAUUAAAGAAAGGAACGGGGCCCUCCCAGAGUGUCUGACUGAUGGUAUGGACGUGAUGACAGAGUUGCAGCAGCAAGAGAUGAAAAUCCUGCAGGAGGUUCUCAAAAAGUCAAAGGAAGAGUAUGAUGAGGAAAUGUCCAGGAGGCUGCUAUUAGAGGAAGAGGGUGGUUCCACCUCCAGCAGCUCCUCUGAUAAGCCAAUGGCAGAGAGCUGUGAAGCCCAGAAUACCACCUCUGCUCCCAGCCAACAAAGCAACACUGCCAAGGUCAACAGCAAACCUGUGAGAAACGAAGAGAGCAAGGCAGCAGCCCCUGGAGAUGUGAAAAGUGCAGCUAAGAGCAGCUCCAUGUCUACACCCACACCAGCUUGUGGCAGUAACGGUAUGGAGUCCAGAGUGCUUCCAGCAGUGAGAGCUCCAGUAAAGUCUGGUGAACCCUCCGCCAGCCUCAGUCCUGAUGCCAAGGAGCAGAGCAGUAGCAGCCGGACUGCAGCUGAGGCGUUGCUGGAGGAGGCACACAGGGAGGCUGGCUUCUCUAAGCCAUAUACUGAGUUAUCAGCGUCUCAGCAGGAGCAGCUCCAGCAGAGGGUGGCAUAUCUGCGUCAGCAGCGAGACAAGCUGCAUGCACUGAAAAAAGACCAGCAGAAACCCAAGCAGACAACCACACCAGAGGAGACACCUACACGAGAGGAGACACCCACCAGCACCCCGGAGGCAGUGGGGCAGUCCCAGAGGAAUGGGGCCUGUACCCCUCCACCUCCUCUUACAUCUCCUACUCCUCCUCCAGCACAACACUCUGCUAACUCCACCAAACAGAAGGAGAUAUCUGCUGAGGAGAAGAAGAAGCUACAGAAGAGAAAACAUAUAGCUGACAAGCUCAAAGAGGAAGUGAUCAAGAAAUGACUUCUGUCCAACUGCAAUAUUCCCAUUUAUAACCUGUUUGUUUACUUUGUAAAUCAAACACAUUGCUUCCUUUACACUGCCUCCUUCAACCAGAAAAUUCACUUUGCGUAACACAGAUCAAGGUUUUUCCAAAGAAACAUAAAAAGGUCUUCCUUCCUCAAAGUUCUUCUCAUUGCUGCCUGCAGAGGAAGCAUGUACAACUCCUAUAUUUUGGAUGUACCAGCCUCCACUCAUAAGAGAGCACUCAAGUAUUCUAAGGUCAUGUCUGUCAAGUGAACUGAAAAGCACACGGACCAGUUAAGCAAUAUUCUGCCAGUGUUACUGACUUCCUGAUGACUCGUCUGGAUUUUUGCUUUUCAUCACUACACACACCUGGGCUGUGUCCAAAGCACUCCUUAUUUGCUAUAGUGCACUACAUUUACUUUAAUGACAUUCUGGAGUUUCAAUUCUGUGUGCAAAAUCAAUGGACUAUAUUGUGCCCUCAAAAGGCCACAUUGGAAUUGUUUGAAUUGGAAAAUGUGUUCACAGCAUGUACACUACUUGCUAAAAAUCUUCCAAUGCAUUGCAUAACUAUCAAUAGAUGUGUAAAUGUGUGUUAUGCAACACUACACUGUUCAGUAAUGAUAUAAAAUCACAAUAACUGAGUUUCUGCUGGCUAUAGAGUAAACUAGUGACUUAUGUUGGAAAUCCCCGAGAUUGUUUUCUCAGACAUCAGUCAAAAACGCAAUAAACUGACCAUGUGGUGAAUCAGACUCGACGUUAAGACACAUCUGGCCUGGAGUUUUAUCAGUGAGUUAAGGGUUAAUGCUGGUGAAAAGACUUGAUUGGCAGAGUCCUACAUUGAGUUGAUGGCAACAUUAGCUAGCACAAGUGUGCAGUCUGGUUUUCCACUUUUAGCAUUCCCAGAGGGAACAGUCAGGAGGUACAUUGUGUAGCUGACAACACUGUAGCAGCUCAUCCUAGUUAAAGAGCACACUGAUGACAAUACUGUUGUAAAGGGGCCAAGGGAACAGUAUGUCACUUUCCAAGAGGAAUGCAGUAUUUCAUGUAUGUUGUUUAAUAAAUCACAUUUUAUAAAAACGAA
Messenger RNA from Micropterus salmoides (largemouth bass), 2615 nucleotides. RefSeq names its product cilia and flagella associated protein 36 (gene cfap36). The record is from RefSeq and is a predicted model, not a curated record. The transcript is spliced from 11 exons. NCBI's taxonomy places the organism in Eukaryota, Metazoa, Chordata, Actinopteri, Centrarchiformes, Centrarchidae. Gene Ontology annotation, cellular component: axoneme; ciliary base. The coding region runs from base 260 to 1531 and encodes 423 amino acids.